This is a messenger RNA of Phalaenopsis equestris, 1943 nucleotides long. Its product is annotated as molybdate-anion transporter-like. Gene Ontology annotation, biological process: molybdate ion transport. The coding region runs from base 184 to 1572 and encodes 462 amino acids. Lineage: Eukaryota; Viridiplantae; Streptophyta; Magnoliopsida; Asparagales; Orchidaceae. The record is from RefSeq and is a predicted model, not a curated record. Gene Ontology annotation, molecular function: molybdate ion transmembrane transporter activity. Gene Ontology annotation, cellular component: membrane. The transcript is spliced from 8 exons.
UUAUUCCAUGGCGGAAAUAACCUGUCACAAACUAAACCCCACAAUUUCCUUUAUAAACGGAGAGGAGGAGAGGAAUUAGCGUUCUACGCGGAAUCCCCAUAUCAGAUCUCUCCACUCUGCAUCUUGGUUCCCAGGAAGAAAACUUCGAUCUCCCUAAUACAUUGGAUACAGAAAUAAGAGGGGAUGGAGCUCUUCUAUUACCUUCUCUUUGCCGUCCUGUCGGCGGUGGUGGCGCUGCUGGAGCUGAGCAAGACCAGCAAAGAUCGCAUUGCCACCUCCACAGCCUUCAACUCCUUCAAGAACAACUACCUAGUAGUCUAUUCUCUCAUGAUGGCUGGUGAUUGGUUGCAGGGUCCCUAUGUUUAUUUCCUCUACAGUCAGUAUGGAUUUGACAAGGGAGACAUUGGUCGUCUGUUCAUUGCUGGAUUUGGCUCUUCCAUGUUAUUUGGAACCAUAGUCGGAUCUCUGGCCGACAAACAAGGUCGUAGGAGGGCAUGCGUGACCUAUUGCAUAACUUAUAUUCUUAGCUGCAUCACAAAGCAUUCUCCGCAGUAUAAGGUCCUAAUGCUUGGUCGUAUAUUGGGCGGAAUUGCUACAUCCUUGCUAUUUUCGGCCUUUGAAUCAUGGCUUGUUGCAGAGCACAAUAAGAGAGGCUUUGAACCUCAGUGGCUAUCCUUAACUUUCUCAAAGGCUAUAUUUCUUGGUAAUGGUCUAGUUGCAAUUGUCUCCGGACUGUUUGCUAAUAUAUUGGCAGAUAACUUGGGCUUUGGCCCUGUUGCCCCUUUUGAUGCUGCUGCAUGCUUCCUUGCUAUUGGGAUGGCAAUCAUAUUAUCCUCCUGGAGUGAAAACUACGGAGAUUCUUCUGAUAACAAAAGUUUACUAUCUCAAUUUAAAGGUGCUGCAGUAGCCAUAGCUUCUGAUGAAAAGAUUGCUCUUUUGGGUGCAAUACAGUCACUGUUUGAAGGCUCUAUGUAUACAUUUGUUUUUUUGUGGACUCCUGCAUUAAGCCCAAAUGAGGAGGAUAUUCCUCAUGGGUUUAUCUUCGCUACAUUCAUGCUUUCUUCAAUGUUGGGAAGCUCCACUGCAUCUCGUUUGUUGGCUCGCUCCACACCAAAAGUAGAAAGUUAUAUGCAGAUCAUUUUUGGAAUUUCUGCACUAACUCUUCUUCUUCCUAUAAUAACUACUUUUCUAGUGCCAUCUACUGGAGUAAAAGGGGGCAGCAUUUCAGUUGCAGGCUGCAUCCAACUCUUUGGCUUCUGUACCUUUGAGGCAUGCGUUGGGAUAUUUUGGCCAUCUAUCAUGAAGAUGAGGUCUCAAUACAUUCCGGAGGAAGCUAGAAGCACGAUCAUGAACUUCUUUCGUAUUCCUCUCAACAUAUUCGUCUGUGUUGUUCUUUACAAUGUGAAUGCAUUUCCCAUCACUGUCAUGUUCGGCAUGUGCUCUAUUUUCCUCUUCAUGGCUGCGGUUCUACAAAGGAGGCUAAUGGUGGUUUCUGAGAGCCACAAAUCAAAGCCACAGGACUGGAUGGCAGUGAAGGAGAGGGACAAUGAGACAGAACCGUUGAAUAUCUAAUUUGUAUUUGUAGCAUACCUCAAUUGGAGUUGACACAUCUUUAGUUCCUUGAUGUUUCCAACGAUACAUAUACAUAUAUUCCGAUUGGCUUAUAAUCUUUAUGAGUUGUGCUUUACUGAAGAUUGAAUGAGUUGUAUUACCAUCAGCAACACCUGGAGAAUUCUCUCGUUAUUACCAAGUACUCAGUAGUCAUAGAAUCUCAGUUUGACUUCUUAUUCCGAGUGUCGAAUGAUUGGUUGUGGCAAAGUAUGCCAACGCAACCAUAUCUGGUGAGCUAUGUUAGUAAAUUUUAAGCAUCAUCUGCUCUGUAGUAUAUGUAAUAAUAUUGCUACAUUAAGUUAUUAAAUUUGUUUCAAGACUCCGGCAGCUUG